Molecule: messenger RNA, 6753 nt
Organism: Dunckerocampus dactyliophorus (ringed pipefish)
Lineage: Eukaryota; Metazoa; Chordata; Actinopteri; Syngnathiformes; Syngnathidae
Gene: astn1
Product: astrotactin 1
Exons: 24
Coding region: 72-4022 (1316 amino acids)
Biological process (GO): neuron cell-cell adhesion; neuron migration
Molecular function (GO): protein binding
Source: RefSeq, a predicted model, not a curated record
CCGUGAGAGCUCGCUGCAGCAUCCAUCACUCCUCCGCAUCCGGCUAGCUUCUCUACCAGGAAACAUUCGUGAUGGCGCGGACAGAACCGGUACCGAGAUCCCUGCUGCUGGCCUGGCUGUUUGUCGGUGUCCUGUGGACCGGUGUCCAGCGUGUGAACGGCGACGAGGACCAGAAUCAGGACACGGACUGUAAGAUGAAGAGCGUGACCGUGUCUGCGCUGCCUUUCCUGCGUGAGAACGACCUGAGCAUCAUGCACAGUCCUUCCGCCUCCGAAGCCAAGCUUCUCUUCUCCGUCACCAACGACUUCCCUGGGAAUGUCGUCGUGGUGGACGACCUGGAAAACACCGAACUCCCCUUCUUCGUCCUCGAGAUUUCUGGGAACUCGGAGGACAUACCUUUGGUGCGAUGGAGGCAGCAGUGGCUAGAGAACGGUACUCUGCUCUUUCAUAUUCACCAUCAGGAUGGCAGCGUCAACCUUCCAGAACCAACUGACGAUCCAGCAAACAGUUCUGCCAAGGAGGAGAUCCGCAUCCUGCAUAUCUCCGUCAUGGGUGGGAUGAUUGCCCUCCUGCUAUCCAUCCUUUGCCUGGUCCUGAUCCUUUACACUCGCCGACGCUGGUGUAAGCGCCGCCGCAUCCCUCAGCCUCAGAAGAGUGCUAGUGCCGAAGCAGCUAAUGAGAUCCAUUACAUUCCCUCCGUGCUGAUGGGAGGCCAGGCCCGAGAGAGCUUGAGGAACUCCCGGGGUCAGGGUCCAAAUUCCAGCGGGACUCUCAGCAUCCGAGAGACGCCAAUUCUGGAUGGGUACGAGUAUGACAUCACAGACCUUCGCCACCAUCUGCAACGAGAGUGCAUGAAUGGAGGCGAGGAAUUUGCCAGUCAAGUCAGCCGAACCCUGGACUCCCUGCAGGGCUGCAAUGACAAGAAUAAUAUGGAUCUCACUCCUGUGAUUGACAACACCAAGUUGGCCCUGAUGAACAAAUACAAAGACAACAUCAUUGCCACGAGUCCGAUUGACAGUAACCACCAGCAGAACACCUUGCUUCCCCACAACACCUCCACCAGCCAGCGCAAACGUCUCUCCAGCAACACUCGCGCGGGUUCAACCUUCUUGAACCCAGACGGAGACUCUGGCACCGAGGCCGACAGCGAGCCUCAGCUGGCCUUUUACACUGACCCGAACCGCAGUCGCCGCCGGAGUCGAGGUAUGAGAAACGGUAACGCCAACAGCGCAUGGGGCUCAGGGGUAGCAGGUUCCCCACGGAGCCCCAUCAGUAAAACCACACUGACUCUAAUCAGUGUGAUCAGCUGUGUGAUCAGCCUAGUUUACUGCUCUCACCUGUCCUGCAGCCUGUCAGUACGUGUCAUCCUACACGUGCCAGAGCACCUCAUCGCUGACGGGUCAAGGUUCAUUUUGCUCCAGGGAAGCCAAUUGGAUGCCUCUGACUGGCUGAACCCAGCACAGAUCUUACUGUACCACCAACAGAACGCAAGCGGACCGUGGGUGAAGGAACUGUGUGGACGACGCCUGCUGGACCCCUGUGAGCACCAGUGUGACCAAGAGACAGGAGAAUGCCUUUGCCUCAAUGGAUACAUGAAGGACCCGGUCCACCAGCACCUUUGCAUCCGGAGUGAGUGGGGGCCCAAUCAGGGUCCUUGGCCUUACACCAUCUUCCAGCGUGGUUUUGAUCUUGUGAUGGGAGAGCAACCCUCUGAUCGCAUUUUCAGAUUCACAUACACGUUAGGAGAAGGGAUGUGGCUGCCUUUGAGUAAAAGCUUUGUCAUCCCCCCAGCAGAGCUGGCCAUCAACCCUUCUGCCAAAUGCAAGACUGACAUGACCGUCAUGGAGGAUGCCGUGGAUGUGCGAGAAGAAUUGAUGAUCAGUUCGUCCUUUGACUCUUUGGAGGUGCUUUUGGAUUCCUUUGGACCUGUCAGAGACUGUACUAAAGACAACGGAGGUUGUAGCCGCAAUUUCCGCUGCAUCUCUGAUAGAAAGCUGGACUCCACAGGAUGUGUGUGCCCCCCAGGGUUGAGUCCCAUGAAGGAUGGCAGUGGGUGUUACGAUCACCACAUUGGCAUCGAUUGCUCUGACGGCUUCAAUGGAGGUUGUGAGCAGCUGUGUCUCCAGCAGCUGGCUCCUUUGGAGGAUGACCCAACCCUUUAUAACAUCCAGAUGUUCUGUGGAUGUAUUGAGGAUUACAAGCGGGGGCCAGACGGUAGAUCUUGUCUGCCAUUAUCUGAGUCCUGCACAGAGGGGAUCGACUGUGGGGAGGCUGCAGACAUUCCGGCAAACCAGACGGUGUUUGGAGACCUCUUCUACGGCUACAACAACCAUACCAAAGAAAGCACCUCUGGACAAAUCCUCAAGGCCACGUUCAGACAGAAGAACUUUGCUCGAAGCAUUGAGCAGCAACUCCCAGAUGGCAUGGUGGUGGCGUCUGUGCCAACAGAGGUGGAGUGUCAUGAGGAACUUUUGGACCCUGUGCCAGAUCCUGAAUACCUCACAGGCAUGGUGAACUACAGCGAGGUGUCUGGCUACCCUCUUGUACAACGCUGGAGUCUUCGCUCCGUGCUUUACCAUGUUAAACUCAAUCAGUGGGUCUUAUCUCAAGCCUUUAGUGCAGCCAUCCAUUCCCUCGAUGGGGCAACACAGCGGAGCGACUUUGAAGUCAUCCUGAAGGAGUUUGGGAACCACUACGUACAGGAGGCCAUGUACGGAUUCCAAGAGUCCUGUACCAUUUGGUACCCCAACAAACAGGUUCAGAGACAACUGUGGCUAGAAUACCAGGACAUCAGUAAAGGUAACUCACCUUCUGAGGAAUCAGAGGAGCAUGACAAAGAGCCCAGAACUUUGACCUAUCCAGCGUACAUUGCCAGUCUGCUGGACACAGGAGCCAAACGGAUGGCAGCAGGAGUCCGGAUGGACUGCACCAGCCAGGGUCAGUGUCCUCGUUCCUGCCAUCUCUGCCACAUGAGCCCAAGGGCGACCCAAGGUCGACAGCAGUCCGAGCCUGUCCUCUUGCAAAUCACCAAGGCGGCACCCAUCUAUGAGUUGGUGUCCAACAACGAGACUUACCAGGCCCUCCAGGAGGCAAUGAUGAGCAUGUUGUGGUGUUCGGGGAAGGGUAAUGUCAUUGAUGACUGGUGUCGGUGUGACUCCAGUGCCUUUGGUGCCGACGGACUUCCUACUUGUGCACCUCUUCCUCAACCAAUACUGAAACUGUCUUACACCUAUGAGCCCAGCAGUUCAUUGGUCAUCAUGGAAUGGAACCACACAGAGCCACCAAUUGGUGUCCGGAUCAUUGAUUAUCUCCUCAGCCAGGAGAAGGUGACAGAGAGAACGGACCACUCCAAAGUUGAGACAGAAUCACUUUUGAGCUUCGUGGAUGACAUCUGGUCUGGUGCCAGGUCUCCAUGCGUGAUGUUAGGAGACAUUCCCAACCUCCUGUCCUCUUCUGUCAGCAUGAUCGUUCGCUGCCUGGAGCCUGACACCACAUAUAUGUUUCGGCUGUGGGCAGUAGACAACACUGGACGCCGCUCCACUCCAAGUGAGGUCACCAUCAAAACUCCAUGCCCGACUGUGGAUGAUGUCAAGGCACAAGAAAUAGCCGAUAAAAUUUACAACCUGUUCAAUGGCUACACCAGUGGGAAGGAGCAGCAGACGGCGUACAACACUCUGAUGGACUUGGGCGCCCCAACACUGCAUCGGGUGCUCUACCACUACAAUCAGCGUUACGAGAGCUUUGGAGAGUUCACCUGGAGGUGUGAGGAUGAACUAGGACCAAGGAAGGCUGGCCUCAUCCUCUCCCAGCUAAAUGAACUGUCCCCGUGGUGUAAAGGUCUUCUCCAGGAGCCCAAGAUCGGCCUUCGCAGGAUGUCUCUCAAGUUCCUUUCUUGUCGCUACACUGACACCAAGACCUUUGGGAUAAACUGGGCUGACAUGGGCCAGGACGUACACAAAGCUUGUGAUGAGCAGAUGCUCACUGUCAUGUACAACGACUACGGUGAGCCUAAGGAGUUCUGAUGGGAUUUCACCCAGAAUAUUAUGGUAUAGUACAGCAAAGUCAAUGUUUCUUACCUUGGUGUCACUGAUUGGAACCUUGCAGCUUUAUUUGUCUUGACUGUGCUUUUCUAAAUAGAGGCCAUUUAUAUACUUGUUUUACAGCUAAGUACAACACUUCUUCAUGUAUUUGAUGUAGCCGUGCCAUUGACACGAAUGUGAUGUCCAUGACUUGUUGUAUGCUUUCUCAAGUGCUUCACCAUUACCCUAUCAAGGUGUUAUACUUGUAUGAGUAUACAGACAACACUACAUCAUGCACAAUAUAUAGUAGACAAAAAACAAGUAAAGUCAUCAUUUUCCAGCGGGCUGUCCUGAGCAAGCUUUCUUCAACAAUGAAGAAUUAUUGGGGCUCUUUAGUGGUUAAAUAAUGAAAUAUUUGGCAUGCUCUUGGAAUAACAAUGAAUGAUUUUAAUACCUUCAUGACACCCAUGAUGCUCUCACUGGCCUCCAUUUAGCGUCAAACCUGCAUGGAUGCGCUGACAUGAGUGCAACGCUUGUUAGGUGGUGUUAUGCUGAAAAAUGCGGGGAAACAGUGGGGAAAAAUAAGUAGCAUUAGAUGGAGUGAAAUAAGUAUUUGAUCCCAAUAAAAAGGUGCUUUAGUAGUUGGUGGAGAAAGCCUGGAUGGCAAGCACAGAGGUCAGAUGUUUGGUUGCACACAACUCAGGAGAAAUUUGGGCCAGAGAAACAUCCCCACCUCCAUUUUGGUGUCAUAUAAGCACAUCACAUUUCUCCCAAGGCUUGUGUGAAUUAUCAUUACAACAAAGUGUCUUACUAAUGCUUGUCUUGCUGACCGUGCUCCCAACUCCCUUGACGUAAUCAACCAGCUCCUCCCUCAUCAUUCUGGCCUGCUCCCUCACCUUUUCUCACAAUCAUCCUUACCCCACCAGGUGAAAUCUUGCAUGGCGCUCCAGAGCCAGGGUGACUGAGGCCAGUCAGCUCUUUGGUCUUGCCCAUGGUAUUGGAGUGGUUUCAGUGGAAAAGAAUGUUUGUGUGACAGAUGUCUUUUAUGCAGGUGAGUUGAGAUUAAGACUACUUUCUUGAAGGAACAGGACUCAUUUGUGUGUUUCAUGGACACAUAACCGCGCUGUGGACAUCAGAAUGUUUGCUGGUUGCUAGGGGAAUAAAUACUUAUUUCAGUUACACAUUCUUUUCUAACCUUUGUUUUUUUUCUGCCUUUUUUAAUAUUCUGCCACUCUGUUAAAAUCAAUCUACCAUAAAAUGAUGUACUGUUCAUAUCUUUGUAAGGGGGGGAAACUUAAUAAAUCAGCAGGUGAUCAAACACGUAUUUCCCCCACUGCUCAUCAAAGGCAUGCACACGUUUGCGGUUCCCUUUCAAUUCAGAAUAAAAUUCCAAUUCUGUUUUUUGGUAUUAAAAUUCUAUGGAUACAGCAAAUGUGAGUAAAUGUUAGCAGAAACAAAGCCAGUGUGAUGUUUACACGGAAAAUUGACUUGGCAUGUGGUGAUGAUGCGUACAGAUGGCAUGGAAUGGGGGAUUGUUGGACAAUACGUAGCGCAGUAACAUUUUACAUCUAACCCCUUUAGCAAUUUUUUAUGAAGUUGUAACAGAUGUAGACUUAAUACUAAAAAAGUGAUGAUUCUGUACUAGUUUUACAUGAGCUUUGUCUUGAUCACUUUCUUUUGCGUUCUUUUAUUUGGUGUUAUGUAAUUCUACUACUAUAGAGUAAUUUGGUGUCAAAGAAAUGUACAGUUCUGGUCAGACGUUUACGUUUAUUUUGCUACCUAAUGCUUUAGUUUAUUCUCUUUGCAGGAUGAAAUGAUUUUUAAAAACACAAGUGAGCAUGUAUGUAUCCUUUUUGAAAUUCGACAAAAAGGAAAAUUAAUUAAGAAUUGUGCCCCAGUUCUUGUUUUUAGAAAUCAGUGAAGAUGUACAUGUAUUAUCAUUCCAUCCUGCAAAAAGAACAGUUCAAAUCAAUCAUUAAGGGUGAUGAUGACUGUAUGUAAACUUGUGACCUCACCUGUAUAUCCUUAACAAAGUUCAUUUCAAGUUGAUAGUAAACUCAAUGCUUGUAGAUACAGUAUGUGUAUAGGCAGUGUUUCAUACAUGCGUUGUAUCGCCGCACAGUAUUCCCUUCUGUAUGUAAAAUACAUGUACAGGUGAUAUCACUGAAAAAAUGUGCUUGAAUUGAUCAUCUACUGUAGCUGAUAAACUGUAUUGUAAUAUUUGCUGUGGCGUCAGUCUUUGGAGUUCCACUCAAGAAACACAUACUGUAAUAUUUUCAACUACUGUAUGUCCAAGGUAACAAUCUGCAUGGUCCUGCCUAUAAAUGUAUGUGGCUUUUUCACUUUGCUACUUCAACAAUAAAGAUGUGAAAUAUGUACUGCUCUCCACUUCAAAAUUAAACUUAAAAUUAAUACAAAUUUGAAAAAUUAAUCCAAUUUCUAUUAAGUUUAUUUUUCCUAAUAUACUCGUAUGUACACGUGUAUGUAAAAAUUGUUUACAAUUGUACAUUUUCAAGAUCUUGUAGACAAAUGCUUGUAAUCUUAAUAGUAUGCAUAGAAAAAUUGCGUCACUGGAGGGCACGACAGUGAGAAUGCCUGACAGAAAAUGAGAAUUUAAUUUCUGCCAAUCCAGAGGCCCCGCCCCUGAUGUCCACGCGAUGCUGCAGAGUCCUGUCAUCCAAGACACGCCCACAGCACCCAGGGCCUUAAGGAUAAUAGGUUAAUUGAUUCAUUG